Messenger RNA from Nymphaea colorata (pocket water lily), 2547 nucleotides. RefSeq names its product protein SEEDLING PLASTID DEVELOPMENT 1. Gene Ontology annotation, molecular function: ATP hydrolysis activity. NCBI's taxonomy places the organism in Eukaryota, Viridiplantae, Streptophyta, Magnoliopsida, Nymphaeales, Nymphaeaceae. The record is from RefSeq and is a predicted model, not a curated record. The coding region runs from base 251 to 2341 and encodes 696 amino acids. The transcript has 9 exons.
CCCUCUGGCCGAAUUGUUGAUGGACCUUCUGUAAGUCGUUGGUGCAUGAGGAAGAGAAGAGAAGAGAAGGGAGGGCCCCCACAAAUAUCCAGAGAUUCCCAUGGAAUCUUCCUUCCUUCACCCAAAUUCCCCUCCUUCCCCAUCUUCCUGCUCCCUUUAUCAGAGCUUCCCCUCCUCCCCUUUCCCUCCUAACAGGAGGCGCUACUACCAUCAUCUGCUUCUCUAGCUGAAGUGUUUUGCUUUUACUUUUAUGCUCCCCAUGAAAACCCUUAAUUCCCGAUUCGUUCUCCUCACUAUCAGCCGAUCUCCCUCCUCCUCCUCCAGGUCCCUAGCUCCCUGCAGCAGCCACUCCCCCUCUUCUUCUUCUUCUUCUUCUUCUUCGUCUUGCUCCUUUAGGCAGUCGCGGCUCCGGCGAUCUGUCCGGGCGUCGUCGUCGAGGGUCUUCUCGUCGCCGCUGGUGCGCCGGCCGGCAGACCGGUUCGGGAAUGGGAGCUCGCCCCCCCUGCAGGCACCGUCGACUUUCCAGCCAUCGGAUUCGUCGGCGGCUUCGGACUUGGCGUUGUUCCUCGAGUUGAUGCCGGACAGAAUGAGGAGGGAGGUCACGAGGCAUCCGGAGCUUGGGGAUCUCAUCGAGGUGGUGAUGGAUCUCGGGAGGAAGCCCCUCGCCAGGUUCCCCACCGGUGAUUGGGCAAUCUCCGAGCAGCCUGUCAAGCUCGAGGAUCUCCGGCACGCCAUCUCCAAGGUUGGUGAUUUUUCUGAUGACAACAGAUCUGGCAUUAAUAGCUCUCUACAUCGCAUAAGUGCCAUUAGAAACCGAAAGAUGCAAAUAAUUGGUCUUACUUGCCGAGUUGGCCGUGCCAUAGCUGGAAGUGCGGAGAUGAUAAGAGACUUGGUUGAAAGUGGGGGUUCCAUCUUAGUGAUUGGACCCCCUGGUGUUGGAAAGACAACAUUGAUCAGGGAAAUUGCUAGAAUGCUGGCAGAUGACCACAAGAAGCGGGUGGUCAUCAUAGAUACAUCAAAUGAGAUUGGAGGUGAUGGGGAUGUCCCCCACUCAGGAAUAGGUCGUGCAAGGCGAAUGCAAGUGCCAAACGUUAAUAUGCAGCAUAAUGUUAUGAUUGAAGCAGUUGAAAAUCAUAUGCCAGAAACUAUAGUCAUUGAUGAAAUUGGUACUGAGCUUGAAGCAUUGGCAGCUGGUACAAUUGCUCAGAGAGGCGUCCAGCUCGUUGGGACAGCACAUGGAAUGACAAUCGAAAGUAUCAUAAAAAAUCCUUCUUUGCAGAGUCUUGUUGGUGGCGUAGAGAGUGUAACACUUGGUGAUGAUGAAGCAAAAAGAAGAAAAGUCCAGAAGACAAUUCUUGAGAGAAGAGGUCCUCCAACAUUUACAUGUGCUGUUGAGAUGAUAUCCAGGGUAGAGUGUCGUGUUCAUCAUAACCUAGAGGCAACUGUUGAUGCUAUCCUUGCAGGGAAGCCUCCUCUAUUUGAAGUGCGGCACAUGGAUGGCAUGCUUGGCGAGCAUGCACAGUCUAGGUUGGUUCCUGAGAAGUAUCUAACUGAGGUUUCUGGCACUAGUAUUAAUAAUGUUGAAGAGAAGAUUCCAGAAGCUGGUAUAGAUGCGUCUACUGGACUUGUUAGCAAGCCUGUGGGUAGAUCAUCCAGCUAUCAGUCAAUGCCAGUACGCUUGUACACUUACAAGAUUUUGGAAGCUGAUCUGUUACAAGUGGCAGAAGUAAUGGGCAUAGAGAAUGACAUAGAGAUAACUGACGAUAUUGGAUCAGCAGAUGCAAUUCUUGCGCUAAAUUCUGAGAUUAAGCAGAAUCCUUGGAUUCGUGGGGUUGCAAAAUUUCAUCAGCUGCCAAUAUUUGUGAUUAAGAAAAAUACUAUGGCUCAAAUGGUGAAGGCAAUCCGCAUGAUCCUUGGGAUGGAUAAUUUUGGAGCUGCACAAAACAGGCCAGUUGAUCCUGUCUAUGGAAGUAUUGAGGUUGAAGAUGAUGCACCAGCAAGAAAACCCUCCCUUGAGGAGAUUGAUGCGCUAGAGGAGGUUCGCCUUGCAAUUGAGUACAUUGUGAUCCCUGGUGGAGAGCCUGUAGAACUAUUGCCAAGAUGCUCUCAGAUAAUUGCUCGUCAGUUGGAGCUUGUAGAAAGCUAUCAGCUAACUGCAGAGAGAUCAGGGACAGAACUGAACUCAAGGCUGCAGAUUCUUCCGCAGAGGAUUAAAAACACAAAGUCGUCUUCAUCUGCUAAGCUCCCGGCUUCUUCUAGAGACUCCAUGUUGGGGUUUGAUACACUAACCAGUAACGGUGGAGGAACAAGCGUCACCCGGCUGCCUCUGCUGCCUGAGUAACCUAAACCGGCAGAUUGCGGGAAGGUUGAUUUCCCUUUCAACCAUCCAAUCUGUAAGAUGAUGUCCAUUAGCAGCGUGUAUAUGAAAUUCAUUUUAAUCAUUGUAUAUCGCAUUCAUGUUGUAUUAUAUUUGUAAUCUGAUUGUUCAACAAAAUGAAAAUCUUGAUUACUCGACAAAAUAAAAGGAAAAGCGUCUCUCUCUCUCUC